Molecule: messenger RNA, 1458 nt
Organism: Folsomia candida
Lineage: Eukaryota; Metazoa; Arthropoda; Collembola; Entomobryomorpha; Isotomidae
Exons: 3
Coding region: 608-1387 (259 amino acids)
Source: RefSeq, a predicted model, not a curated record
ACGUGGCCGCCAAAACGGCCCGCCGCGUCUGCAAAGUAUGGAAUCAAACCGUUCUUUCCCUCCCAGAAGCGACGAUCCACCUGAAACUACGAAAAGAAGGUGACACGACACCAUUGCCCCGAAUUUUGACGUCCUCCUCGCCAAAUCCAUCAAAUCCUCCGCAAAAGACCCGAAUUUGACUCCACUUUCCUCCUUCUCGUCACACAUUUCCCGUCUCAAUCUCCACCUGGACACGAGUCUCCUGCCUACUUUGUCCAAGAUCUUGCAAAAUGACUGCCCCAACUUGACCCGAUUUCACCUCCAUGUUUAUGACCGCACUGGAAACGCCCCCGACGCAGACACAAUUUUUCUCCCCGCCAUUACUCGAAAUCGUCUCACUUCCAUCUUCAUCAAAGCGACCCCCACGUCCACGAUUACGCACGCGCUGCACAUCGUGACCCAAAAUCUCGUCCAAUCCUCGCCCAACUUGACCCACCUGGAAUUAUCGUACGGCUUGUUUCCGUUCCUCGGUUCGUGCCAAAAAUUGACCUCACUCGUCAUCUGGAUUACUGGAUAUUUACCGUGUGAAAACUACCAGCCGAUAAUUUCGUGUAGCCAUCUUUCCGAGAUGCUUGUCCAGGUCGCGGAGGGUUUGGAAUCACUGCAUUUUCGAGGAUCAUGCCGGAAUAGCCGAAACCAUCGCGCAAUUCGGCGUCGAAACGUGGAUCUGCCCCCAAUGCCGAGAUUGAAACACUUUGUGAACGAGUUGGUCGAUCUUUUCGGGUGUGGAUCGGAUUUGGAGGACAUUUCUUCCUUGAGGAUGCCACUCUUGGAGAGAUUGGCGUUGAAAAAGGGGUGGAAUUAUGUGCCCCAUUUGGACGACGUAUUGACUAAUGUGUCCACCCGGGUGCAUUUGUUCGCUGGGGUGACGUCCCUGAAAUUGGGGGAGGUUUAUGACCACGAAUGUCUGUCCGAGUUGAAGUUGCCGUUUCCGAGGUUGGACAGGUUGGAAAUUGAGGCGAGGACAUUGACCAGGAUUAACGGGGUGGUAUCGCAUCUCGAGGUGGGGGAGGUGUUGAAGGCGUGUGAAUUUUUGGGGUUGUCACAUCUUGGGUUGAGACUGCUUAAAAGUGGGGAUUCCUUGGGCAACUUGGUGGCUGGGAUGGAGCUGUUUAAAACUUUGAAGUCGUUCCACGUGGAGAUGAAGGCGUCCCCGAUUUGUCGGGUGGAUGACGACACAGAUGAUUUUGCUGGGAAGUAUGGGAUUGAGACGGUAGAACAGUUCUUACUCAAGGAUUUAGGAGGAUUAGAGAGUGUGCGGAUUGGAGGGAUUCAUAUGAAACCCGCUACGAGGGAAAGGCUGACAAGAUUCAUUGCAGAGAAUAAGCUACCAAUCAAAUUUUAUUAAAUUUUGAUGGAUUUAGUGAUAUUUUGAAAAAAGUCUGAGAGGAUUAUUCAAUAAAAAGUUUGUAAAAUGGA